Messenger RNA from Racocetra persica, 606 nucleotides. Lineage: Eukaryota; Fungi; Glomeromycota; Glomeromycetes; Diversisporales; Gigasporaceae. The record is from the annotation of a GenBank genome assembly.
AUGAACCAUUUCUUUACUAUCGCGCUUUUCGUUAUUGCUUCUUUGGUUAUUUUUGUCGCUGCUGGUGAUGUUAUGGUCAAUACACCAACUGGAAACCUUUUCACGAAAGCUAUUGCUAAAAUUACUUGGACAAUUUCUGGACCUGCGCCCGCGAUAGCGGCCAUUUUAAGUGUACGUAAUAAACAAACAAAUGAAGAUCUCGUGAUAGACAACCAACUAGAUCUUAACGCAUUAAGUAAACAAUGGGAAGUGAACGUUCCUCCAGGAGAGUAUUUUCUUGUUAUCAAUGAUGGUAGUGGUGAAAAAUUUUCUGGUACAUUUAAAGUGACUGCUGGAGUUCCAUUGCCUGGCGCCCCUUCAAGUCCGAAUGACGGGACACCUGCAGGAACAUCAGAACCUGCACCCGCAUCACCCCCUGCGAAUAAACAACCUUCUCCAAGUGGUGGUAAUCCUAGUACUAGUACCAAUACUUCUUCACAACCUGCGAAGCCUAUAGGUUCAACUAACACUACUAAAAAAGCAAAUUCGGCCUCUACGACUUCUACAAGUUGCUUCGGUUUAGUUGGCGUUGGUUUAAUUUGUCUAAAUAUUUUCCUUAAUCUGUGA